AUGGAGUCUAUAAAUGUGGUUUUUGAUGAUACAAAAUCUAAGAUAACCUCUUCUCAACUUGAUGAAGAAGAAAUUAAUUUUGAAAUUACAGGAGAAAUGAUAGAACCUACAAUUCAAGAGGAAGAAAGAGUUGAGAAUUUAGGUGGAGAAGGUGAAGAGGUUAAAGAAGAUGAUGAUGAGGAAUUAGUUGUCACCACUAAUGAACCUAUAGGAAUUCCUGCACCAUCGUUAGAUAUUCCCACAUCUAGCAGUUCUAGAGUUAGAUUGAGUCAUCCAGUUGACAAUGUGAUAGGUUUCCAAGUGAAACAACUUGAUGAUGGGAUUUUCAUAUCUCAAUUAAAAUAUGCAAAUGAGCUAGUUAAGAAGUUUGGUAUGAAAGAUUCAAAGCAUGUUCAAACUCCUAUGAGUAUUUCAUCCAAAUUGGAUAGAGACUCUGAUCCUAACAAGGUUGAUCAUUUCUUAUAUAGGAGUAUGAUUGGUAGCUUGUUGUAUUUGGCAGCAACUAGGCUAGAUAUUUUAUUUAGUGUAGGUGUUUGUGCUAGGUAUCAAGCUGAUCCUAAAGAACAACACAUUCUUGCAGUCAAGUGCAUUAUCCAUUAUGUCAAUAGUACAUUAAAUUAUGGAUUGCGUUAUUCUUCUGAGUCUAACUCUGAGAUUGCAGGUUAUACUGAUGCUAAUUGGGCUGGUAAUAAGGAUGAUAGAAAGAGUACUUCAGGUGGUUGUUUCUAUACUGAUACUUCUGGAUUAUGGAGUUGA
Messenger RNA from Cornus florida, 756 nucleotides. RefSeq lists its product as uncharacterized. The record is from RefSeq and is a predicted model, not a curated record. NCBI's taxonomy places the organism in Eukaryota, Viridiplantae, Streptophyta, Magnoliopsida, Cornales, Cornaceae. The transcript has 3 exons. Bases 1 to 756 code for a protein of 251 amino acids.